CUGUGUCCUUUUCUGUCGUCUCAGUAUUCAAAGCAUCCGUCAAAACGACAUUUUAUUUUGCGUAAGAAGUCAAAGAGAAAGAUAACUUCAGCAAAAUACAUGAGGAAGAGGCUUGGAAGGUUGAAGGUGGAGAUGGAAGCUAUCAGUAAAGAGCAGCAAAGCAUCAAGGAUGAGCAGAGUCAAGUUCGAACAAAAUUCAAUGCGGUUGAAGAAGAAUAUGAACAGCUUCGCAGUGAAACUAACCGAAUUAUUCAACAAACGGCCAACACUCAAAUUCAACUCGGUUUGAUGUUCGGUAUCCUCAGGGCAAGAGAAGAAGGUGAUCUCGGCAAGGCUGCUCAAUUAACUGGACUACUCCGAGAUGCUAAAGUGGAGCACCACUGCGGUAGAACAUCAAAUUCCAUUGAUCUGAAGCGCCAAACAUGUCAAUGCCUGUUGCUAUUUUCGGCAAACAAAUUGAUGGAUAAUUCAAGGGCGGCUUUCGGGCCGUUCAACGGCACUACUCCGGCAACGGUGACCGUAAUAAUCUACCCCGACGACAACGGUGGAUCAGCCUCCAACUCCAAGUACAUAUUCGGGGGAGGAUUCGGAGUAUCUAUACUUUGGGUGGCGACUAUAAUAUUCAUGAUAUUAAAGAUCAAAAGAUGGGGUUCUGGAUGA
Messenger RNA from Hibiscus syriacus, 660 nucleotides. RefSeq lists its product as uncharacterized. The transcript is spliced from 4 exons. Lineage: Eukaryota; Viridiplantae; Streptophyta; Magnoliopsida; Malvales; Malvaceae. Bases 100 to 660 code for a protein of 186 amino acids. The record is from RefSeq and is a predicted model, not a curated record.